Cherax quadricarinatus is the source of this 2169-nucleotide messenger RNA. RefSeq lists its product as uncharacterized. Lineage: Eukaryota; Metazoa; Arthropoda; Malacostraca; Decapoda; Parastacidae. The record is from RefSeq and is a predicted model, not a curated record.
UGGCGUUGACGGUAGAGCAUAGGUGGAAAGUUUACAGAACUUUGUUAUUGUGGCUCCAUUUUUGUGUGUGGACGACCCUGCAAGCCCACCUCCUCUCACAAUAUACACCAGAUUACCCCGUCUUUGUCUCAGUUUGAAGAUGAUGUAUAAAUGUGGAGGCUAAAGACAGCCGAUUCAAGCAUUUGGGUCACUGAAAGAUAAUGAAUCCAGUAACCACUUCAGUAGAUGACCUCCAAGCUGCCAUGAGUUACUUAAGAAAUAGACUGGGACCAAAUGGAUCAGUAUCAGUGUUUUUAGUCCCAAAGAUACCAAGUAAGAAUACUAAUUUGAACAAAAACUCACAAUCUAGAACUGAUGACAUGGAAAAUAAAAGACCAGAGCCUGAUUUAAAAGAUUCUGAUGCUGUACGCAUCUGUGGUGAAGUCAUUACCAUCAGUGAACCUGUCCCUAUAUCAAGUAGCCUUUCUUCAGAGACCAUCCCAGUUUCUGCAACAAAUUCAAAUGUUAAUUUACCAGAUAUACAAAGGUCUAACAUGGAUGAACCACAGUCGUCCUCUGCCACUACAAACAACAAAUCAAGGGACCAUAGCUUAAACAUUUCGUCUGAGACAAAAGUCAUGUCUGUGGAAAAUAGCAAAGAUGUGUCAAAACUUGAUGAGAAAACAUCAGACAAAAACCAUACUAACUCUUCGAAUGACCCUCAGCAGCUGCAGCAAAAGGUGAAUUCUGACAGUCAGCACCCUCAACAUAAGCUGGAUUCUUCUUACCAUCUGUCUGCCACUAGAAAUGCAUCAAAUAGUCCAUCUACACCAGGAAAGCAAGUAAGUGACACACCUUCAAUUGUGAAGGUGUCAGGCUCUGAUGUGGAAUUCUUGGAUUCUUCUGCAAAGGAGAGAUUGAGUGCUUCUGAAAAGGAAAGAGUGGGCUCUGUGAAGGAAGGAGUGGGCUUUGUGGAGGGAGUGAACUCUGUGAAGGAAGGAGUGGGCUUUGUGAAGGAGGGAGUGGACACUGUGAAGGAUGGAGUGGGCUCUUCUGCUAAGGAGGGAAUGGACUCUUCUGGGAAGGUUUUUGGCAUUUCUGGGAUGAGUGAUAAUGUCUUGAUUGCAUCCCAGAAUUAUCAUUCUGCAAGGGCUCGAAGGUAUAACUUGAGACACUCUGUGCAUCAACCAGUUCGGUUCUCAUCAAUUGUGCCAACACAUUUUCAACAGGGAAAGAUUGUCAAGACUAGGAAGAGGAAAGUACUUACCAUCACAUUACCACCACUUCCACAGAUUACUGAGAGUGAGCUUCUAAGCCUAUUUUAUUCAUUAGCAAAGAUUCAUAAAUGUGAGAUGAAAAUAGAUGGUUCAACAGUCAAUGAAGCUAGACUACAUACUCAAAGAAAACCGCUAUCAUGUAUUCCACAUCAGCUAGAACCCAGCAAGAACUUGAACAAUUUCUCUGUCUCUAAUGAUAAUGGCCAUUACCAUACUACAACUGCCUCAAAUAAUGGGAAUAAUGAAAUCAGCCCAUGUAAUUCUAUUAAUAAUUUAAUUGAAAGGUUGGAAUCUCAUGGCACUCGUCUUACAGUAACUCGUGAUGUCUCACACAUGAGUAACAAUGAUGUAGAUCUUCUAUCUCUCUAUCCAGAGAUUGUCAUGGGCAGUCCAUCCGCUCAUACAAGCAUAGCUUUCAACAGGUAUUAAUACUCCAAAACAAAUAAUAGCACAACCUUAAUGGCUGUGUCUAGUCUUGCAGUAAAUGCUAUGAAUAUAUGGUCUCAGUAAAUGUCAGAGUCAUUUUCUCUAAAGGAAUGCCCCAAAAGAAAGGUUAAAAGUACUUCAACCAAAUGCAGAAUGUUUCCAGAUUACAUCCUUUCUAACUUCCUAACCUAACAAAGUGGAACUGCAAGGAGCAUCAGCAAAGACAAUUGCAUUGAUGCAAAGGUUCAGCACACUGAAUGGAUAGUGUUUUAAUCCUAAGGUAUCUGUUAUAUAGCUUAUCUAACAACCAUGCUUGCCAUUUGGUACCUGAUGGUUUCUGUCUCUCUCUCACACACACACACAUAUCUCUGCAACCACAAAUUGGUGAACGAACGAAUGAAUGCACACACACACACACACACACACACACACACACACACACACACUCUCUCUCUCUAUCUCUCUCUCUACACACACAUUGCACAAA